AUGGUUGUUUCUCUCUCUACAGCUGCGUUCGACAGCUUUCAGAGCGCGAUGGUGUCUACUGCUUCGAAUGACCUCUUUCGGAAUAGACUCAACAUCUGGUGGCAUUCUCCAAAUUUAUCUUAUAUCGGAUCUCGUCUCGGCAUCAACCAUACCGGUGUUGGUCAUUGGCUCGUACGAUCGCUUUUACUGGUGGAGAGGCUUGGAGGCAUUCUCACAGUGUUCAUCUUCGGAACAAUCUAUUUUGGCAGUGCCAUGCAAGGUGCUAAGCUCAUCUUCCUUGAACAAGGCCUGUAUGGGAAUGAUUGGAGUGCGUUUGGUGCGUUCGUGGCUGCGCCGUUCGGGGGCCUACUGUGGGGUUUUGCUGCUUUGGCAGUGAGACUCACGUAUCAGUUUACCAAUGCCAAACUCAAGGGCGAGAGAUGUGAUGCUUUGGAUCGACCCACAUAUCUGGAUAAUCGAAUUCAGGAAGGUCCCGAAUACGCUGAUGCCGAUGAAAUUCAUAGCGAUCCUCAAGAAGGUCUGGUCACGGUGGAUCACAAGGGAAGGUUCUUCUGA
Mollisia scopiformis is the source of this 555-nucleotide messenger RNA. RefSeq lists its product as uncharacterized. The transcript has 3 exons. The coding region runs from base 1 to 555 and encodes 184 amino acids. The record is from RefSeq and is a predicted model, not a curated record. NCBI's taxonomy places the organism in Eukaryota, Fungi, Ascomycota, Leotiomycetes, Helotiales, Mollisiaceae.